GUUUGAAAACAUGGUGGUCGGUAGUAGAGGCUGUCUAUCGCUGAUCAUCCUCGUUGUUAUUUUGUGUUCAUCAUGGUUUGUUGCUGUACUUCUGGAUUAUUAUACAGGGCACGGCCAACCGCUUAGGCAACACAGAAAUACUAAUUCAGCUCCAUUUCCGAGCGACAAGAUGGAUAAUAUUUUCUGGUUCGUUCAGGUAAAGUCACGGAGUAAACUGUUACGUUUUAAUCACAUCAUGAUGAUACGUAGGAAGUGUUUCCGGACCGGCUUUUGGAAGAAGAAAAAUAUAUGGAUCGCGAAAGGAUUUUCUGUGGGCUAAUUUCGGUACAAUUUCGGCACAGCCCCAUAAUAUUGUAGAACAAAUCUGUUUUCCCAAUGGCAAUGUAUUGUUAGUAAAAUUUCCGCAAAGCCCCAUACUAUUGUAAAACAAAUCUGUUUUCCCAAUGGCAAUGUAUUGUUUUUAUGCAUAAUGUAGAAUGGGGCUGUGCGGAAAUUUUACCCGGCUGGUUUUAUACGUGUUAUUUAACUUUUUAGAAGUGCAAAUUAUACCAAAUAUUAACUAAAUAUAUCGCCCGUAUUUAUAGUUAUUGCCAUCCUGAAAUAAUUUUUCCUGAUGGUUUUAUUGUUGCGUUGUCUCUGUACAGCAGGUGGUAUUAUACUUUAAUCUUAAUAUAGAAUAUGCUUGGACUAAAUUUACUUUCCUUAUAUCUCUUUCAUUACAGAUCUCUGACAUUCAUAUAAGCAAAUACCGUGAUAAUCAAAGAGUAAAGGAUUUGAAGAAAUUUUGUAAUGAAAAUAUAGAUGUGAUAAAGCCUGUGACGGUUCUGGCCACAGGUACUGAAGUUUUGGCUAAACUGCAGAAUACCUGGCCACUUUGGUCUGCCUCACUUACAUAGGUCGGGAGGCUUUGAAGAUUGAGGCAUAACACAAUAGAUGCUUUUCUUAUUCAGUGACAUGUAAAUGAAUGGCCAGGUAUUCUGCAGUUGCUUUGAAGUUUUAUACUAGGUUUUUAUUCCAUAACUGGAUUUGAUAUCCUGUGCAUGUUGAAGAUUGUAGCAGCUAUAGGCAGUUAUAAUCCAUUAAACAUUUAUGCUCAUGUGCAAUUGGUCUAAAUAUAUUAUGUGACCAAAUAAUUUAUAUCCCACUCAAACUGGGGAAUAUCUUGACUGGUGAUAUACCACAAGUGAUGAUCCCCAAUUUCCAAACCAUACAUCUGAGAUGAUGAGUCCUGGCUUACAAUGUAAUAAAAAAGAGAGUUAUUUGUGAUUGUUACAGAAGAAGGGACUGUUUUCCUCAAGCUCUGCUCUUGCAAAACUGUUCACUAAUCUCUGAACAGAUGAUGUCUGCAAAAAAAUAUCAGUGCAUCAUUUUGUGCCUAUUGGAUGCUGUUGUUUAUUAACCAGUCCCCUCCCCCAAAUCUAAUAGACAAUGAAUUUUCUUUUGUUUUUGUUGUUUGAAAUUACUUAUGAUUAAAAAAUUAAAUUCCAGUGCAAAUAUCGUGCUUAUUUACGCUCAUAGAAAAUUGACUGACGUUGCAAAAAUUAGUUCCAAUAACAUAUCUUUUUUUUUUUUAAAUUAAAAAGGUGACUUGACAGAUGCAAAAGAUGUCCGCAAACUUGGUUCUAAACAGUAUAAAGAAGAGUGGGAAGAGUAUUUCAAUGUGCUAAAGGAAACAAAAGUUGAGGAUAGGACAAAAUGGUUAGACUUGAGAGGAAAUCAUGGUAAGGAAGCUUUAGAUGAAUAUCUUAAGAUCCAUGUAAUUAAUCCUUCUACCCUCAAGAUCUAACCAGUAAUUCUCCCUAUUGUCUGUUAUAUAUUUCUUCUGAUAUUAAUUCUGAGAAAUUAGUGUUGGAUCAAUGAACAAUCCCCUAAUUUACAUUUUCUUUCCUCUCAUCACCUGUCAGCUUGAUAUUGUAUUGAUGUUGUGAGGAGAAAUUAUGUCUUCGUCAGCAUGGGGAGUGAAAAAACUCAAUUCAUAAAUUGCACUUUGACAAAAAAUCAGUGAACUAUAAUAAAUUUUCUCUAUAGUUUCAGUUUUCUACUCUCAAGCCCAUCCAAUGUUGGAAAAAAAUUGGGAAAUGAGAGGACCCAAAGGCAGCAAGGGGCUGUGUUCUAUUAUUUGUAAUUGGCCAGAGGGAGGAAGGGGGGCAAAGAAGUCUACAGGUGCACAUGGAUCAAAAUUGUGUGAGCGAAGCUUUUGCACGUGAGCAUUGUUUUUUUCUCUUUUACAGAUACAUUUAGUGUUCCCUCACAUACAAGCGAGGAGAACUUCUUCAAGUAAGUAUGCUUUUAUUAAUAGUUGAAAAGAGAUAUUGGCAAAAUUUUAAAUAGAUCGGGACUGGGAAAUUAUUUCUGGGUGAAAAUGAAAUGUGUUAUGGAAUUGCUCAGUUCUGUGACUAAAUCAAUGGGGUUUUAUUUCAACUUGGGAGUAUUUGCUGUGAUAAUUCUGUGGUGCUUGUAUAAUUUGUGUUUUUUAUCACAACCAUUGAACUUUAGGAUAGAUCAUUGAUUAAACUGAGUGAGAGAGAAAAUCAUUGCUUGUAGAUAAACUUUAAUGUAAAGUGCACUUGUACAUGGAAGUAGAAAGGCACAUGUUUUAAGCUACUCCAAUCUAUCUUAUAAAGGCAUAUAUUUACCAUGCUUAGUUCUUAAAAGAUUUAUAAAGUCAAAUGUCAUUAUUACAUAAAGGGUGCAUGGAAAAAAGCCCACGACUGCAGAUAGACCACUAGAUUCCCCUUUUUAAGUGCAGUAGUCUUUUGUUCCUGUCAGAAAUAAUAAGAGAUGUUGAUAGUGUAUCCAAAGUUUUUAAAGCUCAUUCAAUUCACUAGCUUAAUAACCCUUUAUGCCCUAACAUUAAAAUUUGUAUUUUCCUCACUGUUCUCUAUACAUUUCCCACGGUGCUGACGAGGAGAAUUUGACAAUCAAGGGCUUCUUUAGUUGGUCAUGAUUUCCUUCUUUUUUGUGCCUUAAUGUUUGAUUCAGGGGUGAUUUUGUAGGGAGAAGUUAGAAACCAGUCAAUCUCAGGGCCUGAAGGGUUGAUUCUGUUCCCUUUGAAUUUUUCAGAGAUUACUCAUCCAGUGGCCCAGAUAGAGACAGAGGUACCAUGAUGCCAUACCAGUUUGUCUACAGUACCAAGUUUGGUUCUUAUGCAUUUAAUGGUAUUGAUAUGAACCCAAAUCCUGGCCCAAGGAGGCCCUUUAAUUUCUUUGGUCACGUGGAGCAGGUAUGUGAAAAUUGACACACAUUCUAUAAUUGAUGAUCAUUGGCAGGAGUACUACAAACCAGGUAGUGUAAGUUGAAGAAUGAUGGUAUUUUCUGUUAAAUUUUAAGAAAAAGCCAGGCUCCUAACAUAAGUGUAACCUCUUGAGUUUCAGUGUGCCUGACUGAGUGACUGAAAAAAAUCAUCUCUCAUAAUUAAGAUGAUACCACAGUUAUUCACAGUUGGUUCACAUUUCCGCAAGAGUAGUGUUCAUCAAGAUAUGAAGUGGGGGGAAGCUUGGAGGGUAGAAAAGAUAGGAAAUAUGUCAGAUAUAAGCCUAUGAGGAGGCCCUCCUUACUAUUGGUUCUUCACCCAAGGGAAAUUAUGAGGCUUUGAGCAUUUGAGCAGGCAAUAAGUCUGCAAAGGGUGUAGUGCUAGACCCCCUAAAUCUCUCCCUGACAUGUCUCGUAUCUUGCUUCAGGUGGAAAAAUGCACAACCUGCAGCCCUAAUGAAAUAAGGGCUUGCUUGAAGGAUAAUCAUAUAUCAUAAGAUUUCAUUCUUUCAGGACCGUAUUAAUGCAAUGGAGAGGUUAGCUGAUGCUAGCAAAUCAUUUAAUAUGACAGUUUGGUUUGGACACCAUCCUUUUUCAGUCACAACAACUCCCUAUGUUCGGAGGAUUUUAAAGUGAGUGGCUUAUUAUUCAAUUUAAUAUAUGUGUUUACCUUUCUGCUGGGUUUGUAUGAGGAUCUAUCUUCUACAGCCAAUGACCCAAAAGCAAUAUAAAUUCUGUAAUAUUUAAAGCUCCUGCAUGCAAGUAAUUCUCACUGAACAUGUUGCCUUUCCUCUUCUUUCCUUAGGAAACUCCCACUUUAUUUCCUCUCUAACAAGGACCCUAAGGAACUCUUAUGUGGAAAUAUUUCCUUAUUGACACACUUUAUUGUAAGGAGUAUACCAUUCCCACUUGUAGCAUGUGUAAAUCCAUUUCAGGACUGGAGGAGUUUACUUGUGUGGUCAUCUUCACACUCUGCUGGAAACAUUUCCCAAGAUGCAUGCUGUUCACACAGAUGGUCACAUAGAGCUGGAACUUGGAGACUGGCUUGACACCAGAAAGUAAGCCUUGCAUAGAAGAAAAAAAGAGAGAAAGAAGUAGGGUGGGCUCUGUUGAUGGUGAUGAUUAUUUGCCUAGGGUUGGAAAAACCAGAUAACAAAGCUGGCAGGGUAAUUUCUGUUACUGGUAACUUGUUACUUCAGCCUGUAAAGCUGUCAGCCUACUGCUUAACCCUUUAACUCCCAGAUCAAAAUUUGUAAUUCUCCUUACUGUCAACUAUACAAUUCUCAUAAUGUUAGUUCAGAGAAUUUAGUAUUGGAUUGAUUAAUUAUUCCCAAAUUGAUAUUUUUCUUUACUCUCAUCACCAAUGUGGUUGAUGUUGCAUUGAUAUUGUAAGGAGAGAUUCUGUCUUGGUCAUUCAUGGGAGGUAAAGGUAAUGUCUUUUGACUUUCUCCUUUGACCUGGAAAAACCUAUGAACAAAAAUGCUAGAUUAAUCACUACCUCAACCCAUUGACCCCUAAAAGUGAUUAACAUCUAAUUUCUCCUAACAUUAUCACCCCUGCAUCACACAUUAAGGUGAUGAGAGUAAAGGAAAUGAUCAUCAACUAAAGCAGCUUGGUUGUUAAACAAAUUCUCCUUGUCAGCACCUUAGGAAUGUAUAGAGAACAGUAUGGAGAAUAUGCAUACUGAUCUUAGGGUCGACAGUCAUUCUCCACUCUCUUCAAUUUCAGUUACAGAGUUAUGGCAAUAGAUCAUGACAUGUUCUCCUUUGUUGAUGUUCGUCUGAACAAAUGGCCUGUUGUGCUCAUAACCAACCCAAAAGAUGCACAUUACAUUAUGCCACCCUAUGAACCUCUUGGAAGAAUAAGAAAGUCUUCUCACAUAAGGUAUUUUACACAUUGCCGGCAAUACAUUCAAUUCUAAAUUAAACAAGUUUCAUUUGACCUGCGGAUGAAAAUCAAGCAAAGAAAUGAUUCUCGCAGGUGUAGUACAAUUUAGUCAAUUGCAGAAUAAAACUGUCUGAAACAAAUUCAGGCUUCGACGGCAUUUGAACCCGUGCCUCUUGACUAUUCCGAUCUUCCAAUUCUCCCACAAAAUAAGCAGCAUAUCAGGAAUUGUUUCCGAAUAGUUUCCAGUGGAAUAUUUGGAGUGGAGACUAACACAGAUGUGGAAAAAUCUAUUGGUAAAAUAAUCAACCGGAAACUGUUGAUGAAUCAUAGAAUCGGAAGAUUCACACAAUCAGAAACAGAAAGUUAGAACAAUUAGUCUACUGCAGUUGAGCUUUUACAACCUCAUUACCGUCGACGUAACGUACUGUGGCAAUGACCUUGUUUGUAGUUCAACAUCAUGGUUCCAGUUGAAAUUACACUUCAGAAAUUUCAAUAACCCACCGUAAGAUCUAAAAUGUUCUCAUUUGAAAUUGUUCUGACUUAUGUUUAACAGGUUUUUGGCUUUCUCUCCUGCACCCGUUGUAUCUGCUAUUAUUGAAAUCGAUGGAAAACCCCUCGACUCACAAGUUACUCACGUUAAAGGAGCACUGUACGCUUGUCGCUGGGAUCCCGAAGAAUUUUCAUCUGGCAUUCAUUCUAUCACUGUGAGAGUUCAAGUAAGGAGACAAACCCGCAAAUUCUCAACCUACUGAGAAGAAAAUCUAGCUCUAGUUGUUCGAAGGGUGAUAACGCUCUCCACUGGAUAAAUCUCUAUCUGGUGGAUUGCGCUGUUCGUUUUCUUAAAAAUUAACCCUUGGGUAGCGAUGUAUCCGUUAGAUAGCGUUAUCCGCCUUUUGAUCAACUGGACUCAGGUCUUUUCCUGCAUAAAAUUUCGAUGACAUCUUUGCUUUCUCUCUGAUUCCGCACUAUGCAAAUUUUUUCCUUAUUGUCUGCAACGGGGAAAACCCAAACUUUCAUUUUCGAUUUCAGUCUUGGUCUAUUAAUAAUUCAGAAUGUUAAUCCAGCCUAUCUUCCGGGCAUAAUUAUGCUAUGGCAAAACUUUAACCCGCCGAAAAAAAGAUUUAUGUGUAGAAAGAAAGGAUUGAAAAGCUGCAGGAAUUAAAUUUCCGUAGACGGAACAAUAAUAACUUAUUAAUAACUGUGACCCAGCCAUUUCGGAAAAUAUGGAGGAGAUCAAAAAAAACUUUAACCCGCCGAAAGAAAGAUUUAUGUGUGGAAAGAAAGGAUUGAAAAGUUGCAGGAAUAAAAUUUCCGUAGACGGAACAAUAAUAACUUAUUAAUAACUGUGACCCAGCCAUUUCGGAAAAUAUGGAGGAGAUCAAAAUAGCACAAGUUAUUCUGACCAACCAAAAAAUACAGUGACCAACUGGGUAUGCAUGUAUUUCAGUCCCGCUGUAUUUCGUGAAGAUAAAAUAUCAAAAUGUUUUUUCCUUUAUUUCUUUAUCAGAUGAAAAUAUUUUUCUUGUUCUUUAUGUGCCAUCCAAAUGCAAGGAGCGCAUGCGUUUACAGGAGCAGUUCUUAUUGAUGUUCUUAAAUGCUCCCAUAUGAAACACAUUGUCAACUGAGAUCUUGAUAUAUAGAUGAAUCCAUACAACUAUUACGUUGAGGUCCGGACUUGGCGAGGGUUAUCUCAAAUCGAUAUUAACACCCCUCUCCGCUCAUCGACCUCAUCUUUUGCUCACAAUACUAAAAUUUAGAAGUUUGGUAGAAAUCACGGUCUUUGAAGAUCUAAAAUGUAGAAACGAAUUGCACGCGGGCUGUGAAGUGAGUCAGCGGUAUAAUGGGAAAAUGUCGGUCGGGGGUGACGAAGUCUACGCUAUGAAUUCGUUGACAAAAUUUCAGGCUUACAGAAAUAGGCCAAGUCUGAAUGCUGAAUUACCGUUAAUUACCCACAGCAACUAUACGUUGUCAUGUCAAUUGAAUCCGAUUUGAGGUCCAGAAUAAUGUUAUUUGUACGUAAUGUUGUUGAGAGGAAUACAUAGCCAAGUGUGUUCUAGCAGAUAGUGUUGUCGGUUUUAACCCAGUAGGUGUACAGAGCGAAAACAUCUAAGAACCGAAUCAAGUGUUCUCCUUUUCUAGGACAUAAAAAAUCACCUUACCGGUUCAUCUUUGUCCUUUCUUACCCUUUAACGAACCCGACUGAUUCCGCAUUAUGCAGAUUUUUUACCUAGUACCUGGGGAAACCCCAACUUUCAUUUUCGAUGUAUUUUUGUAUUUUGAUAUUUCACAACGAUAAUCUAUUCUAUCUUCACGGCAUAUUUAGAGUUAUGAAAACUGAAACCCUCUGAAAGAAUGAUUUGUUUGUAGAAAAAAAAAGGAUCGGAAAGCUUCCAGAUUUUUUUUUAGAGGGAAAAUAGUAACUAUUGACUGUGACUUGGCAAUUACGGAAGUAAAAUAUGGAGUAGAUCAAAACAACAGACGAUAUUCUGAGCAACACACAAAUACAGCGACCAAGUUAAGUAAAUUUUAGUUCGGCUGAAUUGAAGAUAAGAUACGAAAGUGACUUCGCCUUGAUCUCUUUACUAGAAAGAAGUUUUGUCUUUCCCUGUCUGUGCCAUCGAAAUCAAUGGAGCGCAUGCGUUAACAGGAAUAGUUCUCAAUGAUCGUUCUUAAAUGCUCCCAUAUGAAACACACAGUUGAUUCUGAUCGUUAUAUAUAGAUGAAUUAAUACCUAAACUAAUUUGAGGUCCGGACUUGGUGAGGGUUAUCUUAAAUUGAUAUCCACACCCCUCUCCGCCUAUCGACCUCAUCUUUUCUCCUUCGAUACUUAAAUGAAAGAAGUUUAGCAGAAUAUGCUCUCUUUGAAGAACCAGUUGCGAGCGAGCUGUAAAUAACAUUACAGAGGUUUUCAAUUGUCAUGUACAGUGCUUUAUAUGAGUUAUGAAUAAAGGGGUAAGUUUCUAAAGAAACUGUGGUGCUGCGUCGGUGAGAGAGUAUAGCAGGUAAUUUAGUGUUAACAACUGGGUUGAAAACGUAAAUUAGCCACCGUAAAGGGUAAAAAAAAGCUGACGUUUCGAGCGUUAGCCCUUCGUCAAUCGCUCUGACGAAGGGCUAACGCUCGAAACGUCAGCUUUUUUUUACCCUUUACGGUGGCUAAUUUACGUUUUCAACCCAGUUGUUAACACUAAAUUACCUGCUUUAUAUGAGUUAGUUGGUAUCAUGGGAAAAUGUCGGUCUGGGGUAGCGAGGACAACGCUAUAAGUUAAUUGUCUUAACAUGUACCACACAGAAACCAAGGAAUUAGUUUAUUUCUUCAAUAUGUCAAAAAAUGGUUAGAAAUUAAAUUCAUGAUGCGCAAUUUUGUCUUUUUGGCCGCUCGGAAGUGAACAGUACUUGCCAAUCACUUCCAAGCAAGCCAAUCAGCGCGCGCCAAAAGCACUUAUCACCUGGGUGGUACGGACUGAUUAAUCUUUAUAUCUUACAGGACUCCGAUGGCCGAUCAAGUGAGAGGACGCAACUGUUUUCAGUGGAUGGAUCCCGUCCAACGCUGGAUCUCAUUCCGGCGUUUCUUCUGUUGACUGACUUUGUUACUUUGGUAAGUACUGGAAGCUCAGGCGAACUCACCUUGAUGUGAAAGGAGCGAUAUGAGUGCUCAUUGUAUCAUGCAUCAUAAAUCAGUCAAUCAAUUAAUGAAUUGUUCGAGUAGCGAUUCAAAAAAUAAACGCCAUGACCAAUAAAAGAAAGCUCAGAAAACACACUUUGAAACGGUCAACUUCUAUUCGCUGUGAAUGUAUUCACAAUUACAAAUGAGAGUGUGACAAAGCGAGUGCGACGCCGAACGAGACUAUGCAAUUGAGACUGGAAACGGGCCUGAUUUCAGUUUGUAUUCGGUGGCUGAUGUGUUGAUAAUCUUCUGCUUGGUAGCAUUUGCAUGUUUGCGGGCACCACGGCCCUAUUACAGGAAAUUUGGACGAGUUAUAAUUUCUAGGGGAAGGAUAUCAACUGGAGAAGGCAAAAGCUACAGUUCUUCGUUUCUGCAUGGCAAUAAUUUAUCCAUGAAUGUUAUGCCUAACUGAGUAUUUCAGUCAUUUUGUGUUUCGUUGAGACUAAACUGAGCUUUCAACUCUUCUCGACAGGGCCGUGUUCUAUACUGUGUUUCUUUUGUAACCAUCGUUUUAGGACUGGGGUGGGUGAGGCGCUGUGAUUCUUCCGCAUGCAAAGGUAUUGACGCUACAGUUUACUUGUAUUGUUUUCUGCAACUCAUUGUCGAGAAUAAUAUAUCAGUCUAGCACAGAUCUCCAUCAUGUUGAACUUGUAUUUGUACAUUUGCCACGAUUUCUAGCUAGAAAACCCUUAUACCCUUUUAGAAGCGUGAAGUUAAUUAAAAAAAAGAAAAAAUAUUUGAACCCAUCAUGAACGGUGUUGAUAGAACAAGGAGCGAUUUCUUCAAACUAUUGCUUUCUUCGUCUGCUAUUUCAGGAUUGCAAACAUUGGUUAACCAAGUUGUAGCCGCCAUCUUUAUCCCUGGACUGGAACUAGGAUAAUAGUUACGCCUUUAAAUUUAUUUCGUAUGAUUACUUUUCACUCUAAGACUGUCCUCUUACUGCAGCACAGGGCACUUUAAGUCACCCAAUACCUUAACUAUUCGUUAUACUACUAGUUAUGUUUAGGGUCCACGCUAUACGAAGGGCUUUAUCUGUUGUAUCCUUCACUGGCCUAGAAGAACUCGAAGACAAGUGGUAAAAGUACCAAUCAAAAUAGUGGAGUAUUAAAUGUUCCUACUGCCAUAGUAACAGUCUUGCAGUUUGAUUGGUUUAUUUACAAUUUUCAGUGACGGUAGAGAGCGAAAUCUCUCCACAGGGAGAUCCGGCAUAAAGUGUGUGUUUCCCUGCUUUCAAUCGUUUCUCAAAACCUUCUCCUCAGGACCCCCCUUUGAAGUAUCCGUGGGACUACCCUCCCUGCAACGGACACAUUCCAAAAAUCUUGGAUGUUUACUAAUUAAAUCGAUUCAUUUAUUAAUUUAUCAUUCAUCUUUCAUUUCCUCGGAGGUUUUCUCUGUGGUGCUUUAGGAAGAUGGUGGAAUCGCCUAUGGCUUCUUGCCCACACCGAUGACCUCUUCUACCCUCUGUUUUUGUUUGGCGUUUACACUGGUGUAGGUGGGUACUUCUCUUCCAUACCAGUUUGUUUUUGUUAUUGCCGUCGUCGUCGUUGUUGUUGUUGUUGUUUUGUUUCUAACAGCUUGUUAUCUCUUCCUUUAGUUGUAUUAUUGUCUUACAUUCUACUUGCGGCUAUUCUUUUUUUGUUUCCUUUGUGUUUCUUUUUCUCCAAUUCGCUUGAUAUCUCGUCAUUCGUUGAAAAUUAGUGGAACAAACUUUACAAAACAAUUAGAGUUCUUACUAUCAGUCAGCACCGACCAAACAGGUUGGUAAAUGUUGGAAAAGUUCUGUUCCUAGAGUUUUCUGGAACGUUUUUGAGGAAAAAGAUCAACAAGAACGAUCAAUAUAGUUAGGCAACUGACUUAUUUGACCUCUCAGUUCCAUGUAAAAGAAGAACUACCUUCAAGUUAAGGACUGGACAAUUUUUGUUAUUUUAUUUUGACAUUUGGUGUCUCAGGCUGUUUUUGAACGCACUAUUCUGUUGUAUAAAAAUAUGCAACUCAAUCGGUAGAACUUAAAAAAAAAAGAAAAGAAAGUUUCGUAUUGUGUAUCACGUUAGGUCCGUGGGUCAUUGGUGAAAUGAUGCAAGGCCAUCUUGGUGCUCUGUUUGUUCAUGGUAUGUAUUUAAAACAGCACUGGAUCCCAGGCUCCUUGACCUACUACUAUGGAAUUAUGCAGGUAAGAAAGACUUGGUGCGAGGACGAUAUUCUGUUUAGAGGGUUAGGUUGUCACAGUGAUUAUAGUAAAUGCGGUGUCGGUAAUAGUAUAAUAAUAAUUAUACAAAAUAGUAGUAACCCAUCAAGUCGAAAAAAUUUGGACUUACGACCGUACGACCGACCGUACAAGAUGCUUCUUUUAACAUGCGUGGUCAACUGUACCGCGGGCACACCAACGUCACGGCUUUGUCCAGUGGUCUAGUGGUCAGUGCACUGAGCUCCGAGUCGGACGACCCGGGUUCUAGUCCUGGCCGGGGUAAGACGUCGUGCCCUUAAGACGUACGGGAAAAAAAAAGCGAGCUCCGCUUUUAGGCUUGGCUAAAUCUAUAUAUUAUACAUUUCUGAAGAAAUUUGGUUCUGGGAUGCUUUUAUUUGAAUCGAGAUUUAAGCAGAGAGAGAGAGAGAGAGAGAGAGAGAGAGAAGUGACACUAGUGACGACAGUAGGCCUCUUAACCCAGAGUAAUAGUAGUUUUAAUACUCCUGAUAUAAAAACGAUUUUUCUCGUUCAGUGUCGUGAUUGCACUGUAUGAGACAUGGGCUUCUUUAAAACAACUCUCGUCUGCUUUGGCAUACGUUAAACUCGCAAUAAAAACGGAAUUAACCAUUGUGACGAUAACUCUCUUAGUUUUGAAUUUUAUGUAAGGCGACUAUUCUCAUCCGUCACCUCACCCUUAAUGCUCUGAGCUCCCUAGCGUGGCAGAGGAAAGGGGGGGUUGCGAAGAGUAACGCAACUGAAUAAAAUAAAGUUAUUGAUUUUUUUGCAGCUGUUCUUUUUAAACUUGCCGCUGACCCUAUACCUUGCUUAUUUUGUGGAGCUGAACAAUACUACAACAAGCAGCAAAGCCGCAUCCCAGAAUCAUCUUUUCCAAUUCUCUCACAGUUACGUGUUGCACUCCCUGAAGAAAGGCCUGGGACAUUUUGUGUUUGUGUUGAUGUUCAUAUGGCAAGCUUCAUCAAGUUUUAAUCUGAUUUAUACCUACGGGGUAAUGUCGUUUAUGUUGAGUCCAGCUAAGAGUUGGUCUCUUAUACUAGUUUUAUAUUUGUUUUGGCGAGUUCACAGACCUAGAAUGAGAUAACGUAUUUAUAGACCAUACGAUCAGUCUGUAAGUAGCUUAAAUAACUUUAACUUAAUUCUAAAUCUAGGAGGCAAUGAGGUAAUUAAAUCAAACAAAUUAAGGAAUUUUGAAAGUAGGCUAUUGUUUCGAGCCUUUUUACCAGGCGCAGUUUAAAUGUUGAAGUAAAUGAAAAAAAAAAAUGUGCAAUUGUUCACUUGUCUCCAUCAAACCAAUCAGUUAUUUAUUUACUCGUUAUUUCAAAAAUUUCAGUAUCCAAAUUUAUAUUAAUCGGAAGGAAGGAAGAGGGAGGUGUUUGAUUCAGGUCAGUUCACAGUCAGACAAAGAUUGAUAUUGGCAAAGACUUUGACUUCAACUCCGCUUACCCGGUGAUUGGUGAACUAAAUUCAAAACUUUUAUUCAAGUCAGUUUAUCGGCUUGUUGUCAAAACAUUUACUACCGAUCACCAAAAAGGGGAAGAAGGAUAAAAAGUGGGAUAAUAUUUAUGAAGAAUUUAAAACUUGAUUAUGAUUAUACAAUUGUAAAUUUUAUGUUGUUUCAUCCUUUAGAUAAACCCGAUUUCGAUUUAUCUUCGACUCGAAAGAUUGGGCGCUCAAGUGUCCUAUUGUCUAGUUUGACAUCUAUUUUUCGUCACUUAAU
Messenger RNA from Pocillopora meandrina, 12723 nucleotides. The record is from the annotation of a GenBank genome assembly. Lineage: Eukaryota; Metazoa; Cnidaria; Anthozoa; Scleractinia; Pocilloporidae.